AUGUCAUUGCUGGACAUGCAUUUCAGUGAGUUUUCAGGAGAACACAGACACAUUUCUAGCGCCCAGCAGUUGCUUCAUGCUUUUUCGGAGUCACCAUCCUCUGUUGUACUUCUCACCACGGCUCUUGGAGAGAUAUUGGGUGUACUUGCCCGUCAACAGCGAAGCAUUGAUGAUAUGGUCAACACAAUAAAAGCUGUAAAGAAGGAAUAUAUGCAAGAGUUAUCAGCGGUAUCAUACAACUUUGCAGAUAUUCUUCAUGAUACGAUUAAACGCACGUCAUCUGCCAUUAACGAAAUUCGAGAUAAUAUCUCAAAACAACAGUAUACUUCUAGUUCUGAGUUAAUAUUAGAUUCCAAGAGUAUGGAUAUUAAACGGGAAGUAGCAGACCUACGAAAAAUCGUAUUGGAACGUUUACAACAACCUACAAUGUCAACAGAUAUGAUAGAACAGACUGCCGAUCUCUGUACUCAGGUUGCGUCUGUAAGAACGGAGCUUCGGGAUGCCACUACUCAAAUGCAUAUACUACUUGAAUUGUUAGAUUUGCGAAAAACUCUUCUUCGACACGGGUACACAGGUGACCCAAUAGUGGACUUGCAACGAGUUCGAUCCCUUGAUACUGUGGCGAAAGUUAGACUUGUACACAAAUUCCCAUGUUUCCACGUACUAGCGUCUGCAUUAGCAACAAGUGGAAAUCAAGUUAACGGUGAAAUUGUAUUUGAUCCUCUUGGGUAA
Molecule: messenger RNA, 732 nt
Organism: Trypanosoma theileri
Lineage: Eukaryota; Euglenozoa; Kinetoplastea; Trypanosomatida; Trypanosomatidae
Exons: 1
Coding region: 1-732 (243 amino acids)
Source: RefSeq, a predicted model, not a curated record